This is a messenger RNA of Knipowitschia caucasica, 1950 nucleotides long. The record is from the annotation of a GenBank genome assembly. Lineage: Eukaryota; Metazoa; Chordata; Actinopteri; Gobiiformes; Gobiidae.
AUGGUUCAUGGAGCGGAGAAAGGAGAGAGCGCAGAAAGGAGAGAGCAGAGAAAGGAGAGAGCAGAGAAAGGAGAGAGCGGAGAAAGGAGAGAGCGGAGAAAGGAGAGAGCGGAGAAAGGAGAGAGUGGAGAAAGGAGAGAGCGGAGAGAGGAGAGAGCGCAGAAAGGAGAGAGCGGAGAAAGGAGAGAGCGGAGAAAGGAGAGAGGAGAGAAAGGAGAGAGGAGAGAGCAGAGAAGGAGAGAGCAGAGAAAGGAGAGAGGAGAGAGCGGAGAAAGGAGAGAGCAGAGAAAGGAGAGAGCAGAGAAAGGAGAGAGGAGAGAACGGAGAGAGGAGAGAGCGGAUAAAGGAGAGAGCAGAGAAAGGAGAGAGCGGAGAAAGGAGAGAGCAGAGAAAGGAGAGAGGAGAAAGCGGAGAAAGGAGAGAGUGGAGAAAGGAGAGAGGAGAGAAAGGAGAGAGGAGAGAGCGGAGAAAGGAGAGAGCAGAGAAAGGAGAGAGCGGAAAAAGGAAAGAGUAGGGAAAGGAGAGAGCAGAGAAAGGAGAGAGGAGAGAAAGGAGAGAGCAGAGAAAGGAGAGAGCGUAGAAAGGAGAGAGCAGAGAAAGGAGAGAGCACAGAAAGGAGAGAGGAGAGAGCGCAGAAAGGAGAGAGGAGAGAGCAGAGAAAGGAGAGAGGAGAAAGGAGAGAGGAGAGAAAGGAGAGAGCAGAGAAAGGAGAGGAGAGAGCAGAGAAAGGAAAGAGGAGAACGGAGAGAAAGGAGAGAGGAGAGAGCGGAGAAAGGAGAGACCAGAGAAAGGAGAGAGGAGAGAAAGGAGAGAGGAGAGAGCGGAGAAAGGAGAGAGCAGAGAAAGGAGAGAGCAGAGAAAGGAGAGAGCAGAGAGCGGAGAAAGGAAAGAGCAGAGAAAGGAGAGAGGAGAGAGAGGAGAGAGCGGAGAAAGGAGAGAGCAGAGAAAGGAGAGAGGAGAGAGAGGAGAGAGCGGAGAAAGGAGAGAGCAGAGAGCGGAGAAAGGAGAGAGGAGAGAGCGGAGAAAGGAAAGAGCAGAGAAAGGAGAGAGGAGAGAAAGGAGAGAGGAGAGAGCAGAGAAAGGAAAGAGCAGAGAAAGGAGAGAGCAGAGAAAGGAGAGAGGAGAGAGCAGAGAAAGGAAAGAGGAGAAAGGAGAGAAAGGAGAGAGCGGAGAAAGGAGAGACCAGAGAAAGGAGAGAGGAGAGAAAGGAGAGAGGAGAGAGCGGAGAAAGGAGAGAGCAGAGAAAGGAGAGAGCAGAGAAAGGAGAGAGGAGAGAGCGGAGAAAGGAAAGAGCAGAGAAAGGAGAAAGGAAAGAGCAGAGAAAGGAGAGAGCAGAGAAAGGAGAGAGGAGAGAGCGGAGAAAGGAAAGAGCAGAGAAAGGAGAGAGCAGAGAAAGGAGAGAGGAGAGAGCGGAGAAAGGAAAGAGCAGAGAAAGGAGAGAGCAGAGAAAGGGAGAGAGGAGAGAGCGGAGAAAGGAAAGAGCAGAGAAAGGAGAGAGCAGAGAAAGGAGAGAGGAGAGAGCGGAGAAAGGAAAGAGCAGAGAAAGGAGAGAGCAGAGAAAGGAGAGAGCAGAGAAAGGAGAGAGGAGAGAGCGGAGAAAGGAAAGAGCAGAGAAAGGAGAGAGCAGAGAAAGGAGAGAGCAGAGAAAGGAGAGAGGAGAGAGCGGAGAAAGGAAAGAGCAGAGAAAGGAGAGAGCAGAGAAAGGAGAGAGGAGAGAGCAGAGAAAGGAGAGAGGAGAGAGCGGAGAAAGGAAAGAGCAGAGAAAGGAGAGAGCAGAGAAAGGAGAGAGCAGAGAAAGGAGAGAGGAGAGAGCGUAGAGUAGAGAGCAUUAUCCAUGAAGCAGAAGCAGAAACGGCGAAGACACGGCGAGGACACGGCGAGGACACGGCGAGGACACGGCGAGGACACGGCGAGGACACGGCGAGGACACGGCGGCCCACGCAGCUCUGA